Messenger RNA from Cladocopium goreaui, 12624 nucleotides. Lineage: Eukaryota; Dinophyceae; Suessiales; Symbiodiniaceae. The record is from the annotation of a GenBank genome assembly.
AUGAUGGUGGAUCUUCCAGCAGCCUUGGGGAAUAUCCUACAAUCCCUGCAUGAUUCCGUGAUCCUCGCAAAGGUCUUAGGGCGUGUGCUCCUGUUGCCCCCCUUUCUGGGGGACCAACCUGCCAUUGAUCUUCUUCACUUAGCGGAGGCUUUUGGCAUCGACAUCAUCGUCGCAAAGGCGUUCGGCUCAAACUCGCCCUUUGCGUGUUUGUGCCCGAGGCUACAGCGUCGGCAGAGGGCGCUUGCCAGAGAGCGCUGGCACCUGCAUUGCAUUGGUGCUGUGCGCCUCAGCCGCAGCCAAUUGUUGAAGCUGGCCACUACGCUACGGGCGCAUCAUUUGAGAGACCCGGUCCUGAUCCAAAAAAUCCUCAUGGCAGCACAGGAAUUCCCCAUUCGAACCAGCCAAAGUCGCCACGCGCCUAUGCUGGGGAUUCAGAGUGGGAUUGGAAUCAAUCGCAGGGACAAACAGAUCGUGGUCGGACAUCGCAAAGAGGCUCCGGUUGCCCCCACAACCCAGUUAGGCGCUACAGACACAGACGAUGUCGAGCUCAUUCUGGCUGUGAAGGAGCAAUACCCGGACAUAUCCAAGGCACCAUCCAGAAUACAAUCGGCGGUAGCCAAAGCAGAGAAGAAGAAGGUGAAGCAGUUGCAAACCGGCUUGCAAAAAACCUCCAAAGAAGUGGGGAUUGCUGGGAAAGAACUUCAAGCAUUGCGAGAAGCUCAAAGCAAGCAUCGAGAAAGGUGGAUCAAGCACCUUCAAGAAUCGGUGCAGAGCUGGGAGCAACAGUUGAAGUUGUACACGGAGCAGCAAGCCAACUACAACAACCUCAUCAAGAAGGCGACGCAGGAGCUCAACACUGCGAGACAGACACUGGAGGUCCUGAACAAAAAAGCCGCUGGAAGCGAAGAGAUAGACGAAGUAGAUGCAGAUGCAGAAGAUCAGAAAACGGUAGACGCCGAAGCCCAGGCAUUGGUGCAGCAGGUGCAGACGAUCCUGCAAUCCUGCGCCAAAGUCGUCGCCAAGGAGGAGACGAUGGAAAUCUCCGACUCAGAGGAGGCUGUGCCACCUGGACAGCCGGCAAAGCGCCAGCGCUCUCUAGACACGUUUGCAGCCCUUGGUCGUGCAUUGUUGCUGCAAGGGGAGGUUGACUGCAUUUCUGGAACCGGAUUUCUGACAACUGAACCAAUCCGAGAAGUUUGCAAUGAUGAGGAUGUUCUUGACAUUGUGACUUUGAUGGCGCGAGCCCCUAGAAGACAUGAUGUCUCUGGAAGCUCAGCUGAUGAAAAUUUGGACUCUGAUGUGGAAACGCACACACCCACCUCGCCGGCCUCCUAUGGAGGAGAGCGCAUGUGGCGGUCAGUGCAGAUUUAUGACAUGCGUGCCAAUCACGCACGAGGUCGAACACAGGUCCAUCCACCGGAAGCCUUCUUUGCUGAAGCACGCCGCCUUCUGGGAUACACACACCACGAAGUCGCCAACAUUUUUGACAUCAAUCCAGCGCCGCAAGAUUUGAGUGCUGUUCAUGUCAGCCCUCUACUUCUUAUUCGUCAUGAUGACAUUCCCUUUGGCGACAACAGACGAGCAGUGCUCAUUGAUGUGGAGUUGCAUGGGCCUGAUCCUAACUCACUCAUUGAGAUUGAUCGGUAUACCAUUUUCAUCACUACGCCCACUCACAGAAGUCAUUUGCUGAAAAUUGCAGGGGUCACUCCUUACUGCACGCUCCAGCAUGAUCGGUGUCUUGUUUGGAGGAGAGGUUCACUUCUGCCAUUUCAGCAUCAUGGGCUUGUUGACCUGCAUCAUGGAGACUAUAUCCGCAUUGCAGUACCUCCUUUUCAGCAGCCUGACAUCCCAACACAUUUUGCCAUACGAGCGUGUCAAGCGGGCCUCACUCGAGCGCAACUUGUGCAUCAUUUUCAAACACAUGGAGGCGACGAUGACAGCUUCCACACAGUUGUGACCAAUGAGCAGGAUGAUGAGCAUAUUGCUGAUCACAACAGCCUUUUGCAAGCUGGGUUCCGAACAAUUCCUGCCUUUCUUCAAGGUGAUUCUAUCUCUACUGCAACAAUUAGUAAGCCUGAUGGAAAGUUGCAAUGUAGCUUCACGGAAGAGUUUUUGCAAGCCAUUCAGAUUCGCAGUCAGAUGCUUGAAACACCUGUGAAUGAGGAGCAGUUAGAAGAUGUUGCUUCACAGUCCCUGUUUGUUCAACAGCUGCAUGAGAUUUGGCAAAUUGCGGUGGCCUCCACCCCUUUUGACGAUGAACCUUCUCUGAAGAUUGAAAGUUGGUAUACAGAUCAUUACCGUUACCAAAGAUGUCACUUCACUAGAAUUGUUCGUCUGGGUCCUGACCACAGCACAUGGGAACAGCAGUUGAAAUGGGAAUGGAUUGACUACAUUGAUACCCAUCAUGAGGUUCUUUUCUUUGUGGUUCAUCCUCUUCCAGAGGACUCUGACGCUAGUGCUCUUGCGCAAGUCAUUUUGGUACAGAACCCUCAUGAAUUCCAGAGGUCCAUUGUGCUUUCCAUUUAUGAUGCAGCUUACGACAACGGCCAUCCCCAUUCACAUGCGGUUGUUGUCACCGAUCGAGUCAGCCUACAAACUGCCAUUUCCAUUGCGGAAUUUCAAGACCACUGUCCACCAGAGGCCUUGCAAAAUAUCUGCACGCUCAGAUAUGGCAAUUAUGAGGUCACUGAUCAACAACCCAUGGCUGUGAGACAUGGUUCGGCUUUGCGUCUUUUCAUUAACAGGCCAAUUGAGAUUGAUGUGACAGCCUUGCAAACCAUUGAUGACACUAGCUUGCGUUCAACUUUGCAUGCAGCACUCCAAGAUGCUUCCAGCUUUGUUGAUUGGACACUUGACUCUGAUGGAGACACCGUUCCGCCUGAUGCACCUGCAGAGACUGCUGAGCCCUGGAGACCAGACUGGUAUCACCGCCUCAGUGACGCCUUUGACCUAGCCAGCCUGACGGAAAGAGCGUCAGAAGGACCAAUUGCCUAUAUUGACACUUGGUACCUUAAUGGCCAGUUUGCUUUGCAGUGCCUUCACCCCCGCAGAGUGCGACUGCGGUCAACACGUAAUGCUUGGGAGCGUUCCAUUUGUGAUGCUUGGCUCGACCACACUGAUCGACGUUAUCCAUUUGCCCUGCAUUUUGUUGAUCCACAGCCGCCUGCUUCUGAUAACAAUGUGAUUGGACACUUGAUUGUAGUGCAAUUGCCUAAUCCCAAUUCAGCUGCCAUUUUGAUUUCUGCUGCUCUGCCUGAUUUGUGUGGAGAUCAGUAUCAGCACUUGGCAGUUUACACGAGAGAUCAACUUUCACAUGCCUCUGCCAUUGGGAUUGCCUUACCGCCGGCCAUCUCAGUUGGACAUGACAUCACUGUCAGAAGGGGACGACUCCUCUUUCCUGCUGAGGGAGCACCUCGCAUUGGUGAUGGAGACAACAUUGUCAUUGAGGGUUCGCCUUGCAACAUCACUGAAGAUGAGGAUGACCCCUCCUUGCUGCAGUUGUCAUUGACACCCUCUUUGGAGAUUGAUGCAGCUUUGUCUGAUUUCAGGCAUUUCACUCACAUUCCGGCAUUCUUGCAAGACUUGCCCAAGCUACAAUGUAAGAUUGAUGGAGACAGCAGUGAGCCACCAGUUUUUGAAAGAGAGGUCGAUCCCACGCAUCAUCCAGCGACUGCUUUUGACCCUAGACGUCUGCCUACAGGGCUCAAUGAUCUUUUUGAGCAGUUUCAGACUGAUGCGGCCACUGCCCUGGAAGAGGAAGGCCCUAUUGGCUAUGUUGAUACUUGGUUUCUUCACGGCACUCAAGCCUAUGUCACGGAACAUUCCAGAGUCCUGAGGCUUGACAGAUUUGCGGCAGAAUUGGAAGCUGCUCUUCGAGAUCUUUGGUCUGACUUGAUUGAUCGAACACAGCCCGUGCGCUUUCACUGGGUCACACCUGUUCCUCUUGAAGUACCAGCACGUGCUCGCAUUGGACAUCUGCUUCUCACUCAGAAUGUGCCACCUGCGCUCACACCUGUUCAUAUUUCAAUCAGAUUUGAAGGCAGGCGACGCACUGCUCUCAACUUUGCAGCUGCACUGUUAGAGACGCCUGUUAGAUUUCUUCCUACCAGAGACCUGCUACAGCUUGCACGUCUUUGUCUUAGCCGCAGAUGCCUUCUCCGUUUUCGAGAAGUAGUUUGGCAACUCACCACAGCCAUCAAUGUUCCUGCAGGGGCAGGACUUGAAUUCCUGCUGGAUCUCCCAAGUGAUAGACUGGGUGAUGACCAUGUGGUUGAACCACAACCCUUGCCGGUUGAGACUGAGCAUGUGGAACCGCUGCCACCAGCGCACCCGCCACUUCAUGCCCAACCCAGAUCCAUCCAAGAGUUGCACGACCUCUGGCUUGAUCGAGCCAUUGAUGGCCCAGCCGGGUUGGAACAGCUUCUCAUUGUAGAGACCUGGUACGUUGAAGGGGGGUAUAUUCGCCACAAUGAUGAGCAGCGAGAUGUCAUCCUCGGUGAGGAUUACUGGGAAUGGGAGCCGGCGCUGCAGCGACGAUGGGCCGAUAUGAUCAACCCUGAUCAACCUGUGGACUAUACCAUUGUUGCUCCUACUCCACCAACUGCUGCCACUCCCAUCGAGAUCCACAUCAUUCUCUACCAGCAAGUCCGAGAUUUUGAUUGUCCCAACCUUGUCACCACCUAUGAUAAUGGAGUUCUCAGAGGGAAACCCUAUACGGCAGCCAUGAUUCUUCCUCGAGCUGUGCGCCGGGAAGACAUUAUCAUGUGUACUGGCAAGACCUUUUUCUGCCCCCCACAUUUGCCCACAGCAGUUUGCACUUGCUGGCAUGGUGGGACAGAGUUGCUGCCUUUACAACGCUUCCCAAACCAGAGAGGUAAUUCCUUUUUGCUCAUUGUCAAUCGGCAUUUGCCUUCUGACCUUUGGGAGGAUAAGUCCGAUGAAGAUCUUCCUCAUGAUGAAACGGCAGCAUCGAGCUUCCUUCAGCUUUCCGCUGCGAUCACCACUGCAGGUUUUGAGGAGCGCCUAACAGCUGGUUCGGUGGCUCAUGUCCAGCGGCCCUCUGACCCAAGUCCUUCUGGUCCUGACAAGACAGGUCAGAAAGUAGACUUUCAUGAACCUAUCCAGAGAUUUGAAGUCUUCGACUCACACUUCUUCCUGGCUGACUUUGCGGUGUCCUGUAUUGGGCCAUGGCAUCCUGCAUAUGCAUGGGUUCAAACUUGGUGGGACUUCCUCACGCCUUGUGAUAGCGUCUGGAUUUACUAUGAUGGAUCUUAUCGCCCAAAUCAUGAACAAGGCUCUGCUUCUGCAGCAGCAGCGGCCUUUUUGCACAUCAAAGGGCAGUGGGUUUUUGCAGGUGCCAUUUCCACUAAACUUCCCUUUGUACAGGACUCUUACUCCUCGGAGCAUUUUGCCUCUGCUAUUGGACUCAAGCUUGCUUAUGACAUUCUGAAGAUACAUGAGUCUAUUGGAGUUGAGAUUCCGCCCAUCCAUUUCUGUUUUGAUUCUCUGACAGUUGGGCAUCAGACUAGUGGUUUGUGGAAUUGUUUCAAGCAUCCCAUCUUGGGGCAUGUCCUGCGUAAUAUCCACCGCCUGAUUGAAACCCGAUUUGGAGCCGAGAUCUCACACUGGCAUGUUCGAGGACAUUCAGGCCACGCAGGUAAUGAGCUUGUCGACUCAUUAGCCAAUGCUGCACAUGAGCUUGAUCCUACCCCGGAAGCUGCAUGGCUUCGCACGCUUAGCACAGCCAGCUUCCGUGAUGCGUCUGACUGGUUUUGGAUCUUGUUUGACACAUCUCUCAGUGAUCGGUGGGAGGGCCACUGUUUAUGCUUUCCCACGCCAAAUAGCCAUCCCACUGGGGAUGAAUUUCCUUUGAACAGGACCAUUGUUGCACCUGACACCACUCAACACGCAGUGCAAGUUCAGCUGCGACUGGCAACAUGCAAUGUCCUCUCAUUGUGUGGACAGCGUGAUGAACGUGAAUGUGGUAUCAAUGGCCCUGCCAGACAGCAGAUGAUCCUCCAACAAGCUGCCCAGGAAAAAAUCAACAUUUUUGCCCUGCAAGAGACACGCCUCCGUAAGUUGCAUCAACUUUAUUCGGAAGAUUACAUCCUUUUCCGACAUCCCGCAAAUGCACAGGGACAUUUUGGGAUAGUUGUUGGAUUUGCAAAGAAGCUCCCUUACGCGGUUGCCUCUGCAGGGACUGCCACACCUCAAACACCUCAUUUUUUCCGUGAUGCCGACUUCUCGCUCAUCUAUAGUGAUCCCAGAGUUUUGAUUGUUCGUGUUUCGACGGCUAUACUCAAGUGCAUUGUUGUAGCUGGUCACGCGCCACACACAGGCAGAAGUCUUUCGGAAAUCCAAGAAUGGUGGCAGGCACUGUCAGCCCAUGUUCCAUCGAAAUAUGCAGGGUGGCCGCUAGUACUCCUUGCGGAUGCCAAUGCCAGUGUAGGACAUGACAUCUCGGCACAUAUCAGCGAUUUCCAAGCUGGCCCUCAGGAGCAGAAAUCGGAACCGUUUGAGACCUUCAUCUGUGCCCACGAUCUCUGGCUGCCUUCCACCUUCCAAGAGUAUCAAACUGGCCCAGGUGUAACAUGGACACAUAGCUCAGGAUCGCAGAGACGCAUUGAUUUUGUCGGCCUGCCACGUAGCUGGAGUCUUUCUUCCUGCCGUGCUUGGGUCAGUGAAAUCAUUGAUCCUUCCAUCACGAAAUCAGAUCAUUUUGCAGCCUGUGUCGGUGUCACCUUCCAGACCACUUACAGUGAGAAGCCAGUUUUUCGACCACAGAAAAGCAUCGUGCUUGAGGAUGGAAAGUCACUUGAUCUUGCCGCCCUUGCGGCUGCACCUGAGGUACCGCUUGAGACCAAUGUGCACUCACAUGCUGCACACUUGCAAACCUGCUUGCUUGAUGCAUUGGGUUCCCAACAAGAACCACGAGCCCGCAGGCCAAACAAGAAGACAAUGUCCGACUCUACCUGGGUGCUAGUCCAAAGGAAACGACAUCAGAGAAGCCAACUAGCUCAGACACACAAGCUUCAGCGCAAAACCAGGCUAGAGUUGUGCUUCACAUUGUGGCGACAUCAGAAACAAGGUGUUGAUGAGGACAUCCGUGCUGAGUACGACCGUCUUCUCGCUUUGCAAGACAAACUGAUUGCACAAGCCCUUGAUGCCUUUAGAGCCCUGGGAAGGCAGGUCACGACGGCUCUACGAUGUGAUGAUGCACGUUUCUUCCAAUCGCUUGCGGCAGAGGGAGCCGAUUUGCUCAGCCCAUGGGAUGUCAAGCAGUUUUGGCAAGUGCUGAGGCGAUCCAUACCUCGCUUCAGGCAGCGCAGACAGCAUCUUUCCCCAGCGCGUAUUGAAGCCCUGGAGGACCAGAUCACACCGCAUCUCAGCCAACUUGAACUUGGCCAGCAAAUCUCCCCUGAAGAGUUGCUGCGUCAAUGCCAUUGCAGACAGGUUGAAGCCAUGCGUUUUUUAGAAGAUGCGACCAUCCCUGCCAUUGCGUUGCCUUCUUUGACAUGCUUUGAAGCUUCUGUUCGAGCCACGCAGCCUGGGAGAUCCACUGGGCUUGAUCCCUUGCCAUCUUGUCUUCAUCAUGACCAAGCACCAGUUAUUGCGAAGUUUUAUUAUGCCCUUCUCCUUAAGAUGCACUUAUGGUGUGUUGAACCUUUGCAGUUCAAAGGAGGCGUUAUGACACUUAUACCCAAGAAAGGAGACCUCAGCAAAGCCAUGAACUAUCGAGGUAUUUUGUUGUUAGCCUCCAUCGCCAAGCGAGCCCACAGCCUUAUGCGUGGAAAUCUCAUGAAGGUUCUCAGCCCUCAAAGAGCUGAGGGUCAACUGGGUGGCUUCGCCAAUCAGAUGGUCCAAUUUGGAUUUCACAGCGUUAUGACAUGGACUCACAUUCUUGAACAGCAUGGUGUCAGCACUGCAGUUUUCUAUUUAGAUCUGGCCAGCGCAUUUCAUCAUCUGGUUCGAGAGCUUGUCCUUGGAGUUGCCUGUGACAAAGACUUUGAAACCAUCAUCACGACUCUUCAGCAUGCAGGACACCCCAUCGAGGCAGGCCAUGCAGGCCAUGAACUCGUGAGUAUCCUAGAGCGGCUUGGGUGUGACCAACGUUUAUUGCGCCUCCUUAGGGAUGUGCAUACCGACACAUGGUUCACUGUCACGCAACAAGAAGUCAUCAGAACAACCAGAGGCACGCGCCCUGGAUCGCCAUUGGCCGAUGCAGUGUUUCAUGUUGUUAUGGCACAUAUCAUGACCUCAGUUCGAAACUGGCUCUUUCAAAUUGAUGAGUUUCAAGAGCUCCUCCAGCAAUGGGGCCUACCUACUCUUACUGUUGUUUGGGCAGAUGAUGUUGCCAUUCCUCUAGCCUCAGCAUCGGCAGUUGGACUUCUGCCGCUUGUGCGUGCUCUUGUUCGCUUUGUGGAUGAACAGUUUGCCAAGCAUGGAUUUACGGUCAAUUAUGAUCUCAACAAAACAAAUGUGGUUGUCAGUUUUCAGGGCCCUGAUGCACCCGCUUUGCGUCGGGAAUUUCUGUUGAUUGAUCGGCCAGGGAUGGAUUGUGAAGUUGGUUCCAACAAGCCUGUUUGGCUCCAUUUCAAGAAUACAUACAAGCAUUUGGGAUUUACCUAUGCGGCCUCCCAGACCUUAGAGGUUGAAAUUCGACAGCGUAUUGGGCAGGCGAAGAGUGCAAUGACCAUGUUGGGGAGGCCAAUUCUCACCAACCGCCAUUUGCCAGUCCAUGUGCGACUGCGACUCUUCAGGGUUUUUGUGGAAACAAGAAUGUUCUAUGGUUUAGGAACCUGGAGGACUCCACCGCUCAAGUUGCUUCACUUGCUGCGCUCCACUUAUGUCAGUCUUUUGAAGCGUGUUUUGCGUGUGGGCCACCAGGAGCAUCAUUCCAACAGCAGAAUUUUCCAGCUUGCUGACACCAUGGACAUUCGACAUCUACUGGCCAUUGACAGAUUACGUUAUGCCCGGAAACUUUUUCGUGACGGGCCUGAUUUUCUGCAGCGACUUGUCCAUCUUGAGCACACACACACCAUGGAUUCGUGGAUGCAUGGACUGCAAGAGGACAUUCGGUGGCUUGAAAAGUUAGCGCCCAACCGCUUUCCCUCUCCCCAAGGGCAAGAUCUCACUGCCCUUAUUGAUUUUUGGCAACAUCCCAAAUCGCCUUGGAAGAGAACCUUGCGGUUUGCUUUGAUGACUGCCAAAGCCCAGGAAUACAUGAUGACGGAUUUGCAGCAGCUUCAUAGCCGCUUCUUUGAGAUCUUGCGGGGAGGAGGGGCUGAGUUCAACCCUGAAGUCGACAUUCUCUCCCCACCAUCAAGAGGUGAAAUCCAUAGCUGUGCAUGUGGGCGACAAUUUGCUACGCCACAGGGGCUUGCGUUGCACAGAGUGAAAGCGCACAAGAUUUAUGCACCUGAACAUCACAUGACAAGCGGAGCCACCUGUGCUCACUGCCUCCGCUUCUUUUGGACGAGUGCAAGGCUUCAGCAGCACCUCUCCUAUAUGCCUCGAGGAGGUGGAGUGAAUCGAUGCUUUCAAGCCUUGCGUGAUGCAGGACAUCAAGGUGAUUAUCAGGUUCAACGGCUCACGCCUGCUUUGAAAGGCACCAUCCGCUUUGAUGCUUUGCAGGCCGCGGGACCUCAACAAUCAUUGCGCCCUUGGCGUGAGGAGCAGAUCCAGAUAUUGCGUUUGGAAAUAGAAGAGCUUGAGGCAGAGCUUGCCAUUCCAGCCAGGCCAGACAACCAUUUGCAAGCCGGCCAAGAUUUGGCGGACAGAUUGACCACUUGCACUAGGAUCUGGAUUGACAAAUACCGUGGUAGAAGCAGAGCUGAAGUGCCUACGGCUGAUUUAGGUGAUUGGUGGAUGCGUCUUCUCUUCACCUUUGACGCACAGUUUGAAGCAUGGACAGAACUGGUGUUUCUUUCAUGGGGGCAACACAUCCUUCCUGAGCUUCUUGCACAGACGUUGGAUGGUGAGGUGGAGUUCGCAAUUGAGGAGGCAUAUUAUGAGCUCUAUAAGGUCUUGCCUCGCAUUGAGGGAUUAGACCGCAUUGCCUUCAAACGCCAACAGAUCCAGCAGCUUGAGCAGGAGGCCGUGACCCCCGCGCAACCGCAUCGACCAAGACGACUGGGCACUGCCAAUCCUGGUGAGCGUCAGCGCACCAUACAGGUUGUCCCUUCGGCUUUCGAGACACAGGAGGAGUGGCUACGAGGCCUUCGUCUGGUCAAGUGGGCUACCCUGCCGGUUGACCGGCACACGCCAAUUUAUCAGAUGCUGCAAGGAGAUGUUCACUGCUGCAUUGACGAGUGGGCCAAACGCAGGAAUAUCACUGUCACGAUCCUUUCCAUGGAUACGGCUGUAUCGGUGACGUAUGGCAAUUUGGCGGUUCAAGCGGCAUCUUGGACGAAGCUGGUGGAUUGUUAUGAACGUGGAUGGGUAUCGGCCACUCUGGCCGGUACCCCCUGUGAGACCUUUAGUGAGGCGAGGUUUCAAGAACUACCACCAGGAGAUGAGGGCCCUCGCAAGGCGCCACGGCCCCUACGCUCUUUUGAGCGAUUGUUGGGGCUCAUGGGACUUUCGCUCCGUGAACUGGCUCAGCUGAAUGUGGGAACACAGUUUUUUAUGCAAGGGCUCCUUCUGCUUGCGUAUCAGACUGUUCAGGGCGGCAGCUUCAUCAGCGAGCAUCCCGCGACUCCCAAAGACGCCUCUCGACCAUCGAUCUGGACUUCACCGUGGCUUCAAUUGAUGCAGAACCACCCUGAGGUACAGCUGCACACGAUUCCGCAAUGGCCUUUCGGUUCUUCGGUGCCGAAACCAACAGGACUUCUGGCGCUCAGGCUACCAAGGUUUCUUGCCUCAAUCUUCAAGCAUGCCGACCCAGAUGCCAGGCGCCCGACUGCUGUAGCAAUUGGGCGAGAUGCUGCUGGCGGCUUUUGCACCAGCAAGCACAAGGAGUAUCCGCCCCGAUUUUGCGCCGCCUUAGCGCAGGCGAUUACAGACCAGCUCGACUCAUGCAUGGUUUUGGGACAUCUUCGACAGGUGCCCUGCACAGAUGAAUGUACAGCGCUUCAUCGCUGGUUAGUUGAGGCCAAAGAGGAGUUUCACUGGCCAAGCACUUGCGAAGACGGCAACCGCACCAUGACGCCGUUGGAGGUCAGUGGACCGAGAUCCGGACCCUUUCGAGACCAUUUCCAGCUGCUGCAAUAUGGUGCAUUGCCAUUGACCCUGGGGCUCUACGAGUCGCCCACCUUCAACGAGUUCCAGGGCGUCUGGAGCUACGAACGCCGCGCCCGUGGCGAUGUGGCCUACGAAGGCCAGUGGUGGGGCAUCAAGUAUCCCAAGAGCGUUUGGGUACAGAGUUGGGAGAGGACGCUGCAAUUGCUGGCAAAGGAUGAUGGCCAGCCCUGUGUGGAUGAGCCCUUCUUGGCACCGGACCUUGCAAGGCCCGUGGCCAUUCUCCAGGCUUGGCGUCAGCACAGCUGCCUGGAAAAGGCCGCCCUGAAGCGCGCCAAGACCAGGUGCUUGGUCUUCAUGGCUUUGGUGAACUCCCUGCACCUGGGAAAGCACUGGGAGGAUCACUUGCACUUCUUCCGACACUUUCGCUUCGUUCCUGAGGUGUGGCGUGCUGCUGCCAGGAUAGAAGCACAAGGAGGCGAGAGGGCAAAGUCCCUUCGCAGACCCUUUUUGGCGAUCCAUUUGCGACCUUAUCUCUUUCGAGCAGAAGGCCUCAACGAGACCAGCAUCCAACAGAUCUUCCUGCAGGAAGUGCAACACGUCUUCCGCCGUCUCAGGAGGAGGUGGGGUGUGGUGCCCGACACCUUCCUAGCGUCCGAGAGCAUGCAGGAGAACAACACCCUGCGGGUCUUGCAGCUCCUGACCGACUUGGGCGCGGAAGUGGUGACUUCGGAGGACACCAAACCACUCCCCGGAGGGCCCAGUGCGGGGCAUGUGGCGAUCGAUGCCUUGAUUUGCACCUUGGCGGACCAUUUCCUUGGGACGUCUUCGUCUUCGUUGUCCGCGAUGAUUGCCUCGACACGCUUUGCUCAGCGAGAAGGUCAUGCUGAAGUGAGCUUCAUCCCCCGCGAACGGGCAGAUCUCAAGGAUUUGGAAGAAUACCAGCUGGGGGUUUUCCCCUUAUCGUCGUCGAUGCCCUCGAAGAAGGACUUGUCAAAGUUCUUCCUGAACCUGGAGGCACAUGUUGCUUCCAGCAGCAGUCGAAAUCGUUUCUAUUGCAGCGCCGAAGCCUUGCAAGAAGGCCGGGAAGGUGCGGACAGCGACAAAGGUGGCAUGCCGCUGGUGAACACCAUCCUCCCCUUUGGUGAGCAAAGGAGCAACUCCUUGCCCGUCUCGAGGGAACGUUGCGAACGCCGGAUUGCUGGCCCAUCUGCAGCUGUUGAUAGGCUUACAGAAUGCCAGCCUUGGUCGCAGGGCAUCAGGGUUUCCGGUUGUCUCUUCAGAGGAAUUGUAUCUGGAGAAGGUUCGCUUCGUCUUCAAACUCUGGCAGUUGCUGUCCAUUGGCUCCUGGAGCACGUCUUCGUGGUCGGCACCGGGCAUUCACAACGGCGUGCGGCAGAUGUUGAAACUCCUGGCUGGACCAGAGGAGAGAAGGGCAGCACCUGA